AUGGCAAGCAUGAAACUCAACGGAGGGGUUGCCCUUGUGACUGGGGCAUCAUCCGGCAUUGGCAAAGAUGUUUGCUUUUCGCUCGCCGAAGCCGGCGUCGAGUCAAUUGUGCUCGCCGAUCUGAACCUCCCUGACGAGGCCAUUCUGAAGGAGUGUCAAAAAUUCUCCUCUCACCCUAACUUUCGUGCCAUUGCUGUCGUCGUCGAUGUCGUCGAUGAAGCCAGUGUUAACGAUAUGGUUCAACGCGCUGUUGCCGACUUUGGCCGAAUUGACUACUGCGUCCAUUCCGCGGGCAUUUCGACCAAGCGUUCACCCACCUCCGAUCUAAACGUGGAGGCGUUUGACAAGGUAAUGACAACCAACUCCCGCGGAUCGAUGAUGGUGCUGCGCGCUGUCACUCACGCCAUGGCACGCCAAGAGCCUCGUUUGUACACCAGCACACGCAGCAACACGACACGCAGUCUGGGCCGCGGGUCAAUCGUCGUCAUCGCAUCGAUCAACGGCAUGAUAUCAGCGGCUGGCAUGAUGCCAUACACAGCGUCCAAGCACGCGACCAUUGGGAUCGCCAAGACCGCCGCCGUGGACAACUUUGAGAACCAGAUCCGAGUAAACAUUGUCUGCCCAUCGUGGACUGAUACUCCAAUGAUGCAGAGGGGCAUUGAAUAUUUUCCUGCGCUAGGCCCAGCAUUACAGAAGCUGUGUCCACUCGGCAGGACCGCCAUGGUGGAAGAGGUGUCCGACGCGGUUGUCUUUCUGUCUAGCCCCGCUGCUUCGUUUAUUAAUGGAGAGUCCUUGGUAAUUGACGCGGGGUUCACUCUGACGGGAUUUCGGUUAGCUCACUAG
Molecule: messenger RNA, 843 nt
Organism: Aspergillus vadensis CBS 113365
Lineage: Eukaryota; Fungi; Ascomycota; Eurotiomycetes; Eurotiales; Aspergillaceae
Product: SDR family NAD(P)-dependent oxidoreductase
Exons: 2
Coding region: 1-843 (280 amino acids)
Molecular function (GO): oxidoreductase activity
Source: RefSeq, a predicted model, not a curated record